This is a messenger RNA of Bursaphelenchus xylophilus (pine wood nematode), 11039 nucleotides long. NCBI's taxonomy places the organism in Eukaryota, Metazoa, Nematoda, Chromadorea, Rhabditida, Aphelenchoididae. The record is from the annotation of a GenBank genome assembly.
AUGGCUGACGAAUUAGCUCGUCAGCAGCAGUAUGAGUACCGGGCGGUAAGUUGGCUUCUUUUUGGGUUGAUAGGAAUCUAGAAGAAUUUAUAACUCUGCAAUGUAUCCCUUGUUUCCAAAAAAUGAGAUUUUUAUAUUGUACUUGUUGUUGCUUUAGAACAGCAAUCUUGUACUUCAAGUCGAUUACAACUACACGGAUCGGCGAAGUCGAGAUGAGCCUACCGGUGAGGUGAUGCCCUUGAACAGGGAUUCCUUGGCUAGGAUGAAGAUGGGAGAUCGUUUCCAACGCACUGAUGCUCCAAAGGAAGCGAAGAAAGUGAAGUGAGUGUUUUAUUAUUUUUGUUGGUUUUUAGGUAAAAUACGUGGUGACCUGUACCUCCUCUUAUCAAUUGAAUUUUUAUAGACCUUCUUCAUGCAAUUUGAUGUCGAUUUUAUUUAUUUUUAGAAAACCUGGAGCUGGGGGACCAGCCAAGAAGAAGGCCAAAUUAACAGUCGUUGAUGUCGGAGAUUUCACUGGUGACUAUAAACCAAGGACACAAGAGACAAGACAGAGCUUUGAAAUGGUCCUAAACUUCGUCCAGGAUGCUCUUGGAGACAACGUGAGCUAGUUUUAUAUUGCGCUUGAGAGUAUUUAGGAAGUUUCAUCAAAUAAGCCGAUUUUGAUACACUAGAGCAAUACCAGGAUAAAGUUUUGGUUAAGAGAAAUUCUGAAUUCCUUUAUUCAGCUGAAUGCUUCAUAUUGAAUUUUUCGUUGAUUUAGUUUGUAAGAUGCCUUUUUUCAGCCUCGAGACAUCUUGAUUGGAGCUGCCGAAGAAGUAUUGAAAGUCCUCAAAAGUGAAGCCGUCAGAGAGAAAGAUCGCCGAAGAGAAGUCGAAGAACUUGUUGGCAAAUUGCCUGAAGAGCGAUAUGCAGUUUUGGUUAACCUUUCCAAGAGAAUUACCGAUUUUGAUCUGAACUUGAAUGAGGAUGAAGGAGAAGUAAGAUUUUUACUUUUUUUUGAGUUUUAGGUAAAAUACCAUGAUUUUUCAUGCCAAAAUAUAAUUUAUAACUUAUGGAAACAUUAAUGUCUUCCAGGCCGAAGAAAUCGACGAAGCGCAAGGAGUGCCGGUCAGAUUUGAUGAUGAUGAAGAAGAAGAUCAAGAUGAAAUGGCCAGAGAAGUCAAGGAAGAUGAGUCGGAUGAGGACGAAGAGAAUGGAGUUGAAGCAGUCUUUGAUGGAACCCUGCAAGCUGGAGAUACUGGAGAACGAGCAGCUUACAGUGAUACAAAGAGUGUUCUCAAACCCACGGAUAUCGAUGCCCAUUGGAUUCAGAGAGCCAUGAGCAAGAUUUUUGAGCCAGAGAAGGCCCAAGAGAAGGCUCAGGAGAUCUUGAGGAUUCUUGGGGUAAGUUUGAAACCUACCUCAAUAUUAUUUUUUUUUCAGUUUUUUUGAGAAUUGAGUUGGGAUUUACAAAUUUUGAAGUAAAAUGUCAUGUUUUUCAGGAGUCUAAAGACGAUCGAGCCGUUGAAAAUGCUUUGGUUAGAUCGUUGGAAUAUCAGAAUUUCGAUGUGAUCAAGUUGUUCCGAGAAAAUCGAACCAUGAUUUAUUGGUGCACAAGGCUGAAGCAGGCUCCAGAAGCCGAAAGAAAGCAAAUUGAAGAACAAAUGAGCUCAAGUCCAGAUUUAUCGGGAAUUCUGAGAAGUCUCCGUGGUGAAGGAGGCGCUGGAGAUGUGGCUCAGGUAAGGAGAUUGAUGUUUUUUUUUUAGUUUUAGAGAGCUAUUGGAGGAUUUCAUUUCGGUGGAAAGAAAAUAUUGUUUUUUGACGGUGUUUUGAUCAUUUUCCCUCAUUUUCAGACCGAAAGAGACCGAAAAGAAGCCAAAGCCCAGAAGCGCCGCGAAGCCGAAGCCGCCCAAAGCACGAGUUGGGUGCAGUCCAGGAAUGUCCUCGACCUGGAAGACAUGGCCUUCACACAGGGAUCCCACUUCAUGAGCAACAAGAAGUGCAUCUUGCCGGAUGGAUCAUACCGAAAACAGAAGAAAAGCUAUGAAGUUGUCUAUGUCCCUGCACUGAAGCCCGAGCCUUUUGAUGAAAACGAAAAACUCAUCCCAAUUGAAGAGCUGCCCAAAUGGGCACAGCCUGGCUUCAAAGGAUUCCAAUCUUUGAACAGAAUUCAGUCCAGAAUCAGCAAAAAAGCCCUGAAAAGUGAUGAUAACUUGUUGAUCUGCGCUCCAACGGUAAGAUGGGUGGUUAAUUUCGAAUAUUUUGUAAAGUGGAAUGUAGCAAAAGUGCACUUUUUUUUGGGAUUUUAUAAAAAUAUUUGGUCGUCCAGAAAGUUCGUUCGUUUUUUUCAUCGCUUUGUUUUACGAGGGUUGUUGGUUGUUUGGCAAAGGGUAUAUAUUUAUUUGAUACAGCCAGUUUUGUACAGGUGAAAAAGCUGUAUCAAAUAAAUAUAUUCCAUUUGCCACAGAACCAACAAUCCUUGUAAAACAAAGCAAUGAAAAAACGAGCGAACUUUCUGGACGACUUAAUAUUUAUGUUUGAACGAUUCUUUUCCAAAUUUUUUUGUCGUUUUGGUAUAAAUUAUGGCCUAGAUAACCUGCAGAAAACAUUAUUGACUUUCUUUUUUAUAGUCUGUAAAAUUUUUAGGGAGCCGGUAAGACCAAUGUUGCGGUCAUGUGCAUCCUCCGCGAGCUCUCUAAACAUCUAAAUUCGGAUGGAUCGGUCAAAAAAGACGAGUUUAAAUGCAUCUACGUGGCCCCAAUGAGAUCCCUGGUACAAGAAAUGGUCGGAUCCUUCAAAAAACGCCUAGAACCCUACGGAUUAGAGGUAAGAAUAGCUUUUUUUCGUUUAUUUUUUGAAUUUUAGGUUGGAGAAAUGACUGGAGACGCCCAAAUGUCGAAAGAGCAGUUCAUGCAGACGCAAGUCAUUGUCUGCACCCCGGAAAAGUAUGAUAUUGUCACCAGAAAGGGCGGAGAAAGAGCUUAUAACCAGCUGGUCAGAGUCAUCAUCAUCGAUGAAAUUCAUCUUCUCCAUGACGACAGAGGCCCGGUUUUGGAAGCAAUUGUCGCCAGAACGAUCAGAAACAGCGAACAGACUCAGGAAUCCUGCCGAUUGGUCGGAUUGUCGGCUACGCUGCCGAAUUAUCGAGAUGUGGCGGCGUUUUUGAGAGUCAAAGAUGAUGGGUUAUUUUACUUCAACAACUCGUUCAGACCCGUCCCAUUGGAACAGGAAUACAUUGGAAUCACGGAGAAGAAGGCUUUGAAGAGAUAUCAGGCCAUGAAUGAGGUUGUCUACGAUAAAAUUAUGGAAAAUGCUGGAAAAAGUCAGGUAAGAACGGGGAUUUUUGAUAUAGUAGGUAGUGAAGAGGUGGAAUUUGAGGUUUUUUUGGUUUGAGAUUUAGUUUUAAGUUUGAGAGUUGAAGCAGGAGAUUAUUAGGGAUUUUUUCUGUAUGUUUCGGAGACAAAAAUUAUAUUAUACAUGGUGAAAAUCGAAUUUUAAGUUUUGUUUAAAAAAGGUACAUUAUAGAAGUGAUUUUGAUUGUUGAUUGAAUUUUAGGAUGUUUUAUAUUAAAUAAUUUGAAGGCAUUUUUUAAUAUGUUUGAAAUUUUAAUAAUAUAUUAUACAUGACAUUUUUAAUGCCUCAAAAAUUUUUAUUUUGGCCUUCUUUUUAGGUUCUGGUCUUUGUCCACUCCCGAAAAGAGACCGCCAAAACAGCGAAAGCCCUCAGAGAUGCGUGCCUUGAGCGAGACACCCUCUCCGCUUUCAUCAAAGAAGGAUCUUCGACCAUGGAAGUCCUCAGAACGGAAGCGGAGAAUGUGAAAAAUCAGGACUUGAAGGACCUACUUCCCUAUGGAUUUGGUAUCCAUCACGCUGGAAUGAACAGAGUCGACAGAACUUUGAUCGAAGAUUUGUUUGGCGAUAAACAUAUUCAAGUUUUGGUUUCAACUGCCACCUUGGCUUGGGGUGUGAACUUGCCCGCACAUACUGUGAUGAUCAAAGGAACACAAAUUUAUAAUGCGGAGAAGGGAUGCUGGACCGAGCUGGGGGCUCUGGAUAUCAUGCAGGUGAGAUUUUUUGGGAGUUUUUGGAGUUUUUUCGAAGAUUUUUGGCGAGGUUUUUUAUGGUGUAGUUGAUUUUUGAACGAAAAUUAGAAUUUUUGAACAAAAAAAUUUUGUUUUUGAGGUUUUCUUUUUAAAAAAUGAACUUUAUUUUAGAUGAUGGGCCGUGCCGGACGCCCUCAAUACGACUCGGUCGGAAAGGGUAUCCUGAUUACCCACAACUCCGAGCUCCAAUACUACCUCAGCUUGCUGAAUCAACAACUCCCGGUCGAGUCCCAGAUGAUCCCCAAACUUCCGGACAUGCUGAACGCUGAAAUUGUCCUCGGAACGGUGAAUAAUGUCAACGAUGCGAUGGAAUGGAUCGGCUAUACCUAUCUGUAUGUCCGAAUGAUCCAUUCCCCAACCCUAUACGGAAUCUCGCAUGAUAUCGCGAGGAAGGAUGAGCUCCUCGACCAACCGAGAGCUGAUCUUGUCCAUACUGCCUGUCUCAUGCUCGACAAGGGCAACCUAAUCAAGUACGAUAAGAAGUCCGGACUGGUCCAAGCCACGGAAUUGGGACGAAUUGCCUCUCAUUUUUAUUGCACCUUCGAAUCAAUGGAAACUUACAACAAAUUGCUGAAGGAAACGGCCACGGAAACGGACUUGUUCAGAAUUUUCUCAAUGUCCUCGGAGUUCAAACACAUUCAUGUCAGAGAAGAAGAGAAAUUGGAGCUCCAAAAGUUAUCCGAACAUGUCCCUAUUCCCAUCAAGGAAAGCUUGGAUGAGCCGUCGGCGAAGGUCAAUGUUCUCCUUCAGGUAGGUGGGGAUGAAGAUUUUUUUUUGAGUUGGAUUUUUUUGUAUCGGUAGAUUCUCGGUCAGUGGGAUUUUUAGACGAUUUGGAUGUUGAUUUUUUGCCUUGUUGUGGAUUUUAAUGACCAAAAAUUUUUGGAAAAUUGGCAAGAUCUUGACAUUUUUUGAGAUUUUUUGGUAUAUCUCAGCCAUGCAAUUGCAAUGAUUCUCUGUCAGUGGGAUUUUUAGAUGAUUCGGAGGUUGAUUUUUUUGCCUUUUUCGGGGAUUUUAAUGAUUAAAAAGUUUUGAAAAAUUGGCAAGAUCUUGAAAUUUUUUGAGAUUUUUUGGAAUACCUCAGCCAUGCAAUUGCAAUGUGGGCCCUCAAAUUUUUGUUUUAAACUUGUCUAGAGUAGACCUGGAUUUCUAGAUAUCGAAGCUUAAGCUCCGAAAAAUGUUGUUAUUUUUUUUUGUUUUCAGGCCUACAUUUCCCAGCUGAAACUGGAUGGAUUCUGCCUUCAAUGUGAUAUGGUUUUCGUCUCACAGUCAGCCGGCCGUCUGUUCCGAGCUCUAUUUGAAAUUGUCCUAUGGCGAGGAUGGGCUCAACUCGCCCACAAAGUCCUGGCCCUCUGCAAAAUGGUGAACGCGCGUCAGUGGCAGAGCCUAAACCCCCUCCAUCAGUUCACCAAGAUCCCCAAGGACAUUGUGAAAACGCUGGACAAGAAGAAUAUCCCCUUCGAUCGACUGUAUGAUUACAACGAACAUCAGCUUGGUGAUUUGGUCCGCACUCCGAAACUGGGCCGGCCAUUGUACAAACUGAUCCGUCAGAUCCCGAAACUCGACAUUCAAGUCCUUGUUUUGCCAAUUACACGGUCAACUCUUCAAGUGGAACUCGCGAUUACCGCCGAUUUCAAGUGGGACGAGAAGGUCCACGGAAAAGCCGAAGGUUUCUGGAUCUUUGUGGAAGAUGUGAAUGGCGAAGUCAUCCUCCAUUCGGAGUAUUUCAUCCUCAGAGAGAAGUACUACGAAGAUGAGCAUGUGGUGAAGAUGUUUGUACCCGUCUUUGACCCCCUCCCGCCAUUGUACUUCAUCCGGCUGGUCAGCGAUCGAUGGCUUGGCUCCGAGACGGUGAUGCCGGUCAGUUUCCGGUAUAUGAUUUUACCGGAGAAGUACCCACCACCCACCGAAUUACUGGACUUACAACCACUGCCUUUGAGCGCAUUGAACAACAAGAAAUUCGAAUCGGUCUUCAGAGAAAGGGGGAUUCGAGUUUUCAAUCCGAUUCAGACUCAAGGUAAGGAAAAGUGGAGGGUUAAUGAAGGAGUUUGAAGAGUGUAGAAGGUAGAUGGGACAGAGAAAAGUCGUUGGGGACUUUACCUUAUGUUUUUUGAGAAAAAAUUAGUUUUUUUGGCCAAAAAUGUAUUUUUUUAGGAGAUUUUGUCGAAUAAUUAAUAUUUUUUUGAUUGUUGAAGGUCGUAUAAGACGGUUCAAAGGUUUUAGUUUUAAUUUAUGGGUAGAAUACAAGCUGUGCCAUUAGAAAUUGAAUUUUUGUUAUCUCAGUUAUAAUAUUUUUUCCAGUUUUCCGCUCCUGCUAUGAAACCAACGACAAUGUGUUUAUCGGAGCUCCAAAUGGAAGUGGAAAGCGAGUCUGCGCGGAAUUCGCUCUCUUGCGACACUUUGACAACAAUCCGGAGGCCAAAGCAGUCUAUGUGACAGUGAAGGAGGAAAUCGCUCAGAAGGUGGGUUGAGAUUUGAUUUUUUUCGGGUUUUUGGUGAUAUGAGGAUUUUGUGGGUGUUUUUUGGAUGUUGUGGGAAGAUUAUUAGGAAGUUUUGGGAGAUUUUUAGGGGUAAAUUGAUGUUAUUGGUUUUGGGCUGGGCUGUUGGCCUAAAAAGUUGAUUAUUUUCUAAUUUUUUGUUGGAAAAAGUUAUGGAUGAUCCAGUGGCAAAAAACGUACCACUUUGCAUCCGGGAAGUAUCAAAAAUGUGGCAAAAUGCUUCCCUCUCCAGGUGAAAAAACUUCGUUUUGAAGGCGCUCUUUCUGUGAGUGAUUGAAAUCGGAGUUUUUUUUCACUUGGAGAAGGAAGCAUUUUACCACAUUUUUGAUAGUUCCCGAAUCCAAAAUGCUACGCUUUUUGCCACGGGAUCAGGUUCCUCACUGUAGUUUUACCUCAAAUUCACUUGUAGGUCUUCAACGAAUGGACCGAAAGAAUUGCCCCGGUCCUCGACAAAACGGUCGUCCAACUCACCGGAGAUUCCAGCAUUGACUUGAAGCUGAUGCAAAAAGGCGAUAUUAUCAUUGCCACCGCCGAGAGAUGGGACCACAUGUCCAGAAGAUGGAAACAGCGCAAAAAUGUGAUGGCCGUCAAACUCUUCAUCGUCGAUGAUCUCCAAAUGGUCGGAUAUUCCGGCGGCACAACUCUGGAAGUGGUCUGCAGUCGAAUGAGAUACAUGGGAGGGCAGUUGGAAGAUGAAACAGGGAAGCUGAGAAUCAUCGCACUCAGCACGAGCUUGGCCAACGCAAAAGAUGUCCAGAAUUGGCUGGGAGUCUCGAUGACCGCCAAUUAUAAUUUCCCACCGAAUGCGAGACCAUUACCGUUGGACCUGUAUAUUCAAGGUAGGAGGGAUUAGUGAGAUUUGAUUUUUUGUUGAAGUUUUGGGAUUUGGGAUAUACUACGAUGAAAAAUUGAUUUUUAAGGGCGCUUUUUUGUGAUCUUGAAGAGGUUUGAGGUGAAAUAAUGUAAGAUUAAAAAGUCUAGGGGCAUUUGUAAGGUCUGUUAUAAGAUUUGGAGAUAUAGUUGUCUGUUGAAAAUUAGUUUUUUUGGCACUUUUUUUUUUGUUUUAUGACCAAAUUUCGAUUUUUUAAGUGUUUUGAACCACAAUAAAUUUGCCUUGAGAGACUGUAAGAAGGUGUAUUAUGCCAUUACAAAUGUAUUGAAAACUUAUUUUUAGGUUUCAACUUGGCUCACACCGACUCUCGCCUUGCCGCCAUGGGCCGCCCUCUCUACUCGGCCGUCUGUAAACACGGCGGAAAGCUCUCACCAAAGCCGGCCCUGGUCUUCGUCCCAACUCGUCGACAAGCCCGACCAACAGCCUUUGAUCUUCUCACUUUGGCGAAGGCUGAAAAUCAACCCGACAGAUUCCUCCAUGUGAACCCGGAAGACGAAGAUUUCCAGAAUUUGGUGAACGCGAUUGCUGAUCCAAAUAUUAAAGAAGCCGCCAAAAGAGGAGUGGGAUAUUAUCAUGAGGGAACGGCGAAGAAGGAUGUCCAGAUCUUGGAAACAUUGUUCUCGGCUGGAACUAUUCAGGUAAAAUUUUUGGGGUUAUUGGAUAUUUGGUAGGGCGCAGCUUGGCGAUUUGUUUUUAAAGGUUUCCCAUUGGUCGGUUUUAUGUCUCAUAGGUUUUUAUGAAUAGUUGAUAUGUCCUAAGUUGAAAUUCAAACAUUUUUGAAGCCAUUAUGAUGGUUAAGUUAGGGCGCAGGUCGCCGAAUAAAAAAUUUGCAAAUCUUUUGGUUUUAUGGGUAAAACACGGUUCGUUUGGACAGUAGAAGGUAACACAAAUUGUUUUUUACGAUCUUGACAUCCUACAUGGAGUAAAAAUUUUCUGUUUUUAAAGAAUUUUUUUUGUCGAAGCUGACGAUUUUACUGAUUUUUUUGCCAAUUUCAGGUCCUCAUUGUCCCAAGAACCCUCUGCUACAGCGUCAACGUCUUUUCUCACCUCGUCGUCAUCAUGGACACUCAAUAUUACGAUGGUAAAACCCACACCGAACAUGAUUACCCCAUUCCGGACAUUUUGCAAAUGAUCGGCCUGGCCAAUCGACCCAAUGAAGACCAGGAUUGUAAGUUCGAUUCACCCUUGAAAGGAUAUGAUUUUUUUUCCUUUUCAGCGAAGUGCGUCCUCAUGUGCCAGUCGUCGAAGAGGGAUUUCCUCAAAAAGUUUUUGUUUGAACCGCUUCCAGUGGAAAGCCAUCUUGAUCAUGAUCUCCAUGAUCAUUUCAACGCUGAGGUGGUCACAAAAACGAUUGAAAAUAAGCAGGAUGCCAUUGAUUAUUUGACUUGGACCUUGCUGUACAGAAGAAUGACGCAGAAUCCAAAUUACUAUUCGUUGCAAGGUGAGAUUUGGGGGUUGGAAAAAAAGUGUAGGGGCUUUUGAUUUUUGGGAUAAAAUCUUUUUUUUGGACAAAGCUUGCUUUUUGCGAUUUCGAGAAGAAUUUUUCUUGCGUUUUUGGAUAUUUUUUUGAAAAGAAAAAUAGUCUAAAAUAAUGUUUUCAGGCGUCACUCAUCGCCAUCUCUCGGAUGCCCUCUCGGAGUUGGUCGAAAGUACCCUCAAAGAUCUCGAAAAUUCGAAUUGCAUCGCCAUCAAAGACGAUAUGGACACGAUCGCGCUGAACCCCGGCAUCAUCUGUGCCUACUACUACAUCCGCCAUGCCACAAUUGACACCUUCCAAAUGGCCCUGAAGAAGAGAAUGAAGGCCAAGGCGAUCCUUGAAAUUGUCAGUCACGCCGACGAAUUCAAGGACCUCCCGAUCCGAGAAAAGGAAGAGGCAACGUUGAGAAAGUUGGCCCAGACUUUGCCCAACGUCCAGAAGAAUCAGAAAUGGUCCGAUCCCCAUGUGAAGGUCCAUUUGCUGCUCAACGCACAUCUCAGCCGCAUCCAGCUGUCCGCCGAAUUGACCAAAGACACGGAACAAAUCUUGCCCAAGGCCGUGCGGUUGAUCCAGGCCUGUGUGGACGUCCUCGGCUCCCAUGGAUACUUGACCAGCGCCAUCAACGCCAUGGAACUUUGUCAAAUGCUGACUCAAGCGGUGUACGCCGGGCAACAUCAUCUAACCCAGUUACCCCACAGCUCGAACGAAUUGAUCGAAAGAGCGAAGAAAAUGAAUGUGGAAACGAUCAUAGACCUGCAGGAAUUGGAAGACGACCAAAGAAAUGAAUUGUUGAAGAUGGAGAAGAGCCAGUUGAUUGAUGUCGCCAAGUUCUGCAAUAAUUAUCCGUCGUUGGUGUUGGAGUAUGAGUAUGAGCCGGAAAAGCCGGUGGAAGGAAAGCCGGUCGUGUUUACGGUAGGAUUUUGGAAUGGGUUUUGAGGAAAAGUGGAAUUGGAGAGAGGGUUUAAAGAAAAGAGGAUGGGAAGUUGAGUGUUUUUGGGAACAAGAUUUGAUUUUCAUGUGAUUGUGGGCCGAAGUUUGGGGUCUUGGGCUGAGGGACAGGUACAGUGGCAGUUUUAUGUUGCCCUAUGCAAAAACCAUUAAGAGUUUUGGAAACUGAAAAAGUCUUGAGUUUUUUUGCCGGUUUCAAAAUUUACGACUAUUGGAAGGGAACAUGAAAUUUUUCUUUAAUUUUCGGCCAAGUUACAGUGACGGAGCUGAUCCAGUGGCAAAAAACGUAUCAUUUCGCAUCCAGGAAGUGUCACAAAAUGUGGCAAAAUACCUCCCUCUCCAAGUGAAAAAACGCCGAUUUCUAAAGAGCACUCGCUCUUUUUGUGAGCGAAACCCUUCAAAACGAACUUUUUCACUUGGAGAGAGAAGCAUUUUGCCACAUUUUUGACGCUUCCCGGAUGCAAAAUGGCACGUUUUUUGCCACUGGAUCAGGUCUGUCACUGUAUCUUGGCCGAAAAUUAGAAGAAAAUUUCAUGUCCCUUCCAGUAGUCGUAAAUUUUGAAACCGGCAUAGAAAACUCCGACUUUUUCUGUUUCCUAAACUUUUAAUGAUUUUUGAAUAGGGCAAGGGAGAGCUAAGACUUGACAUAUGUCGUAGAAAUUGUAGUCUAAAUUUGGGCCAGGUAUGACAAAAUCGAAGGCGUUUUUUUGGGGCACUUGGCCAAGAAAUUUUUUGACAAAUUUUGGGACUAUUUUUUUUUGGGAAAUUUUGAGGAUGGGAUAAAUUUGUCAAAUUUUCAUUUUUUGUGGCUUUGUGAACGAUAAAGUUCAAUGUUUUUAGGUUCAAAUCGAACGAGAAAACGUGGACGAAAGGACGGGAAUGGCCCCACCAGUAGUUGCACCAUAUUGGCCACAGAAACGAAAGGAAGAAGGCUGGUGGAUCGUGAUCGGCGACACGGAUCCGGAAUCCCCUCAUCCACUUUUAUGCAUCAAGCGCGUGGUUGUGAAUCAACAGGCCGCCGUGAAAUUGGACUUUAUCCCAUCAAGGGAUGGCACUCACGACUUGAAACUCUACUUUAUUUGUGACUCUUAUAUUGGCGCGGAUCAGGAAUACGACAUCAAAUUGAAGGUCCGACGAGAUCGAUAG